AUGUCCUCAGCGGUAGUUUCCAGCACCAAUCCAUUGAAUGGUGUCAAUGACCACCACGACGGUACUGACCACGGCAGCGUCCUGACGCUGCGCCAGCUAGACCAUGAGCCCCCUCCAAAUGUGGGGAACAUCCCACGCAUCCCUCCUGACACUCCGUUGUUGUCUGACACCAGAUUCUCACGGCGGGUAUCGUUCAACAACCUCCACCAGGACUGGGCCGAGACAGAGCCGCCAGCCUGGAAUCCGUUGUACACGCAAAACGGCAACUAUGACCACUUUUCCGACCCCAACUUCGGAUACGGCAACUCCACCGUCAACGACAUCCUGAAAGCGUAUAGCCAGCAGCCAGUCAAGAAGAAGUUGAAGCUUCCCGCGCCUCCGUCCAAGUCCAUUCUCAAAAACAAAGUAUCUUUGCAGCAGUUGGAGUACAACUCAAUGGCGCGUGAUGUUGCCGUGGAGUGCGAGGACGACUUCACCGAUAAUAACAAGACGCUCACCCUGGGGGAGCAGACGCAUGCUGCACCACCGCCAGCUGCACCUUCCAGCCGACGCAAACUGUACCUGGGCAUGACCGACGAGGAGCUCAUGGCGUUGGACCCCCAGUUCAAAACCACCAAGGCCAAGACCUCCAACAUGGAGAACUUCAAGUUCGACUCCCAAACAACAUACUACCUACCAUCGCGAAGACCUUCCACCUCCACCAUCGGCUCGCAACCAGCUCCCCGCCAAGUCAUGUACCCAUCCUCCAACGAAAACAACUACAAGUCCAUCAGUCUCACCGUAAAGCACAACCAGUUCGACCAGUUCCCCUACAACCGUACCAUUCUCACCGUACUCUCGGGAAGAAGACACACCUGGAACUCGGUCGACUGGUUGCUCUUGAUCAACCAGUCGCUCGAGGAGUCGGCCACCUCGUUCCUCCAGGACGGCGACUACCUUGUCAUUUCUGCGUUAAUUCCGUUGAAGUUCUUGAACGACUACAAGAAGCACGCCAAGAAGCCCGCGGCCUUGGACGACUACCUCUACAAGAAGUGCGAAAAUCUCCUCAACUACAUUGUCAACAACGAGCUCUUGAAAGCAAACGAUUUGCGAUUGAAGAUCACCGUGGAAUUGGUCACUGAUAACGAUCCUUUGAAUGGACAUAUCAUCAACCCCAGACUCACAGGCACCAAGUACAUGCUCCAGCAUCUUUUCAAGCAGUACCAGCCUAGCAUAGUGGUGGUGGGCAACAAAUCCUCAAACUUGAAUUUUAAGUACCCCUUGAAGAUCAAGAAACAAAACCAGAAGGAUGAAUUCUUGAUCAAAUUGAGCUCGUUUGUGGUCAAAUACUCACCAGUCCCGGUGGUCUUGGUUGGUAAUAGCACCGAGUUUCACAACAAGACAGGACGCGAAGCCAUCUCUUCCUCCGCAGAGUCUAUCGAGUCAACUGAGUCUUUCACAGGCCCCGAAUGUGACUUUGGCGAACAGCUUGCAACCAUUAGCGAGUCGCAAUCCGAGUCUCGGUUCGAAGAUAUGAUCAAGCUUAUUUCGGACAAGUCGCUUGGCGACUCCAGAUACUACCUUGAGGCUCUUAAUUCCAAAGAUGACAACUUGAAGUUGGAUUCCAAGAUCCACUCGAUAUACAGAAGCCAGACCACUGGGCAUAGAUCCAAUUCCUUACACCGCAUGACCAGUGCUGACUCCAGCACCCACGAAAUGUACUCAUCCAACGACCCCAUCUACAAGGUUAGAAGUUUGAUCAGCUACAACGAGGAGAAGGAGCUGAAAAACGACAAGUUGCGUAAGGACUUGAAGCGCAACAGAACUCGCAACAGUGUUUCCUCGAAAUCAACUGUGGGAAGUGACAAGAAGGAUGCCAAGGACAAAAAGGAUAAAAAGGAAAAGAAAUCGCUCUGGCAGAAAUUGGGAUUGAAAAAAUAA
Molecule: messenger RNA, 1920 nt
Organism: Suhomyces tanzawaensis NRRL Y-17324
Lineage: Eukaryota; Fungi; Ascomycota; Pichiomycetes; Serinales; Debaryomycetaceae
Exons: 4
Coding region: 1-1920 (639 amino acids)
Source: RefSeq, a predicted model, not a curated record